AUGUCAUGCCGAAAUUUCCAGCUGAGCUCCAGAUGUGGCAGCCGGAGUUUCAGCUCCUGCUCGGCCGUCACACCCCGGAUGAUCACCCACUAUGAAGUGAGCAAGGGGCCCUGCCGGCCCGGGGGCGGUGGGGGCCUCCGAGCCCUGGGCUGCCUUGGCUCUCGGAGCCUGUGCAAUGUGGGCUUCGGGAAGCCCCGUGUGGCCUCCAGAUGUGGCAUGCCAGGCUUCGGGUACCGAGCGGGAGCCGCCUGUGGACCUCCGGCCUGCAUCACCCCAGUCACCAUCAACGAGAGCCUGCUGGUCCCCCUGGAGCUGGAGAUUGACCCGACGGUGCAGAGGGUGAAGAGGGACGAGAAGGAGCAGAUCAAGUGCCUCAACAACAGAUUCGCAUCCUUCAUCAACAAGGUACGGUUCCUGGAGCAGAAAAACAAGCUGCUGGAGACCAAGUGGAACUUUAUGCAGCAGCAGAGGAGUUGCCAGAGCAACAUGGAGCCGCUCUUUGAGGGCUACAUCUGUGCCCUGCGGCGACAGCUGGACUGCGUUUCAGGGGAGCGAGGGAGGCUGGAGGCUGAGCUCCGCAGCCUCCAGGAUGCGCUGGAGGGUUACAAGAAAAAGUAUGAAGAGGAACUGUCCCUGCGGCCCUGUGCUGAGAAUGAGUUUGUCACCUUGAAGAAGGAUGUGGACACGGCCUUCCUGGUGAAGGCUGACCUGGAGACCAACCUGGAGGCUCUUGAACAUGAGAUCGAGUUCCUGAAAGCCCUGUUUGAGGAGGAGAUCGGCCUGCUGCAGUCUCAGAUCUCUGAGACCUCGGUCAUCGUCAGGAUGGACAACAGCCGGGACCUGGACGUGGACGGCAUCAUAGCCGAGAUCAAGACCCAGUAUGACGACAUCGCCAGCCGCAGCAAGGCAGAAGCCGAGGCCUGGUACCAGUGCCGGUAUGAGGAGCUGAGGCAGACGGCUGGGAACCACUGUGACAACCUACGCAACCGCAAGAACGAGAUCCUGGAAAUGAACAAGCUGAUCCAGCGUCUGCAGCAGGACAUUGAGGCCGUCAAAGGCCAGAGAUGCAAACUUGAGGGGGCCAUUGCCCAGGCAGAGCAGCAGGGUGAGGCCGCCCUCAGCGACGCCAAGUGCAAGCUAGCGGGUCUGGAGGAGGCCCUGCAGAAGGCCAAGCAGGACAUGGCCUGCCUGCUCAAGGAGUACCAGGAGGUGAUGAACUCCAAGCUGGGGCUGGACAUCGAGAUCGCCACCUACAGGCGCCUGCUGGAGGGCGAGGAGCACAGGCUGUGUGAAGGCAUCGGGCCUGUGAAUAUCUGUAAGUAG
Messenger RNA from Psammomys obesus (fat sand rat), 1323 nucleotides. RefSeq names its product keratin 82 (gene Krt82). The record is from RefSeq and is a predicted model, not a curated record. Gene Ontology annotation, cellular component: keratin filament. The transcript is spliced from 8 exons. The coding region runs from base 1 to 1323 and encodes 440 amino acids. Gene Ontology annotation, biological process: intermediate filament organization; keratinization. Gene Ontology annotation, molecular function: structural constituent of skin epidermis. NCBI's taxonomy places the organism in Eukaryota, Metazoa, Chordata, Mammalia, Rodentia, Muridae.